AUGGCGGCGCCCAUGUUGCGGUGCAUGUCUCCGAGCCGGUGGUUUUGCACCCCGGGCCCGUUGGGAGUGUUGCCCCGGGGGCUGCGGGAAGCCCACUCCGGCAAUAAGGGGUUGCUGGCGGCGCAGAAAGCUCGGGGUUUGUUCAAGGAGUUCUUCCCCGACAAGGGGACGAAGGUAGAGCUCCCAGAGCUCUUUGACCGCAGCAUCGCGGGCAACUUUCCCCAGACCAUCUACUGCGGCUUCGACCCCACGGCGGACUCGCUCCACGUGGGGCACCUGCUGACGCUGCUGGGCCUCUUUCACUUCCAGCGAGCCGGCCACAACGUGAUCGCCCUCGUGGGAGGCGCCACGGCGCGCCUGGGAGACCCCAGCGGCCGCACCAAGGAGCGCGAGGCGCUGGACGCGGAGCGCGUGGGCAGCAACGCGCGCGCCCUGCGCCUGGGGCUCGAGGCCCUGGCAGCGCACCACCAGCAGCUCUUCUCCGAUGGGCGGGCCUGGGGCAGCUUCACGGUGCUGGACAACUCGGCCUGGUACCAGGAGCAGCACCUGGUGGACUUCCUGGCGGCGGUGGGCGGCCACUUCCGCAUGGGCACGCUGCUGAGCCGGCUGAGCGUCCAGACCCGGCUCAAGAGCCCCGAGGGCAUGAGCUUGGCCGAGUUCUUGUACCAGGUGCUCCAGGCCUACGAUUUCUACUACUUGUUUCGGCGUUACGGAUGCCGGGUCCAGCUGGGCGGAUCUGAUCAGAUGGGCAAUAUCAUGUCGGGAUACGAGUUCAUCAACAAGUUGACUGGAGAAGACGUAUUUGGAAUCACUCUUCCUCUCAUUACAAGUACAGCUGGAGCAAAACUGGGAAAGUCUGCUGGCAAUGCUGUUUGGCUAAGCAGGGAUAAGACAUCUCCAUUUGAACUGUAUCAAUUCUUUGUCAGGCAGCCAGAUGAUUCGGUAGAAAGGUACCUGAAGCUCUUCACUUUUCUGCCCCUUCCGGAGAUUGACCACAUAAUGCAGCUGCAUGUCAAAGAGCCAGAAAAGCGGGGUCCUCAGAAACGACUUGCUGCAGAAGUCACGAAGCUGGUUCAUGGACAAGAAGGGCUGGAUUCUGCUAAAAGGUGUACACAAGCCCUUUAUCACAGUAGCGUAGAUGCACUGGAGGUCAUGUCUGAUGAAGAGUUAAAAGAGUUGUUUAAAGAAGCUACAUUUUCUGAAUUAGUUCUUGACCCUGGAACAAGCGUCCUAGAUACGUGCCGCAAAGCAAAUGCCAUUCCAGAUGGACCCCGGGGGUAUCGGAUGAUAACAGAUGGCGGAGUCAGUAUAAAUCACCAACAAGUAACAAAUCCGGAGAGUGUUUUGGUUAUUGGACAACAUAUUCUUAAGAAUGGACUUUCAUUACUUAAAAUAGGAAAAAGGAAUUUCUACAUUAUAAAAUGGCUUCAACUAUGA
Molecule: messenger RNA, 1437 nt
Organism: Pipistrellus nathusii (Nathusius's pipistrelle)
Lineage: Eukaryota; Metazoa; Chordata; Mammalia; Chiroptera; Vespertilionidae
Source: the annotation of a GenBank genome assembly